Molecule: messenger RNA, 4844 nt
Organism: Lucilia cuprina (Australian sheep blowfly)
Lineage: Eukaryota; Metazoa; Arthropoda; Insecta; Diptera; Calliphoridae
Exons: 2
Coding region: 115-4293 (1392 amino acids)
Source: RefSeq, a predicted model, not a curated record
CUGAUAACACUAAAAUGACGCGCUACCCAAUAAGUUCUUGAAAAAUAAUAAAGUGGUGAAAAUAUUUUUUUUGUAUUUUUUAACUAUUCUUAAUUAAAGUAAACAAAUAAAAAAAUGUCACGGGCCAGUACCAGUUUAGAUUUAAGCGAGUUUUUCAGCAAUGAUGAUAGUGAUGGUCAUCGUUUGGCGGAAUAUCUUCAAAAGCGAAGAGGAGGUGUACAAAGACAAAAUUUUCUUUUUAUGAACUGUGAAACACAACGCUUAAGUCUCAAUGUACAGUUGGAAAAGUUACCCCCUUCGCAGCAGGAUACAGCUUGUGAAAAUAAUGAAAAUCAAAAGAAAAAUGCAGAGGAAUGCAUUAAUAAUGGGGUGGCAAAUGCAUCAGUAGAACAAGAAAUGGCAACAAUGCAUGGUGAAGCAGAAGUACCAUCAGAAUCAAUACCUGGUUGUUCCAUUAAUGCAGUCAACGAUAAAGAACCAAAAGAUUCCAAAAUUAAGCAGUUACCUAAUAAAAAUGUUUUUCCAGUUUCAACCAACAGGCCAUUAAGCCCGAGUGGUCCUUUAAAUCCAAUGAGUCCUUCUAGACCCCAAAGUCCUGUAAAUCCAUUGAGUCCUUCUCGACCUCUUAGUCCUCGCUUGUCAUCAAUACGCAAAAGUGGUGGGGUUUCUCCAGGCGACAGACUUCGACGUUACAGUUUGAAGCGUCUAUCCAAGAUGUGCGUUGGCAGACGCACCUUACUGCAAGAAUUUGAAAGUACAGUUUCGGAGACAAAUUUUGAACCGCCUGUAUGUAGCACUCCCCUCUCGCAACCACAACAGGAUAAAACACUCGUUUCAUCACCCACCUCUAGCAACUCGCCUGGGACAGAAAACUUGGAACCCAAUACAACUGAAAACAACAGUCCUGCUGGCAAUGAUACAUGUUGUGGUCAUACUGAUACCUUAAUUCGAACAUUGCAACGUAAAGAUGAAGAAUUAAAAAAUUAUAUGGAAAGUAUCUUGGAGAAUACAUUGAAGAAGAUACAAACUCAAGAGAAGGAAAAUAAUAAAAAUUCAAUGACGGAAACGAAUGCUACCACAUCUCCCUUGAAACGUACCUACACCAUGGAAAGGGGAAACUCUCCAGGACAAGUAAUAUUAACUCCAGACCGAGAAACAGCAGCACAAAGUCCACCUCCAGGUAGAUUAUUAAGAUCACGAACUCAGCCUUCUCCCAGCAAAAUAUUGAAGACGCCAGAACGAAGCCAAAAUCGUUCCAUGAUUUCAAUAAGAGUUAAAAGCCCACAUAAUGUCAUAUCACCACGGCACCUAAAUAAAUCCAUCUCUCAUAUGGAGCAGAGCAGGGCCAACCAAUCAAACAACAUCUCACAAAGAGCUGCUAAAAUGCUAGAAGUAAGUCGUUCUCUUAGUCAACAACAACAACAAAAUCAGAAUGUAUCACAACAUUUGAAAAUGCCACAGCAUGAGGUACCAAAUACUCCUCCCAGAAACAAUGUGUCAAUUGUAUUUCCUACCCAAGAUGUUGAAAUACCUGAAACUCAAGAGGUACCAUUUACAAAGGAAAAUUCCAUAGUUAUACAGUCCACUAAUCAGGAAAUUCCUCUGGUAGUUAUACCAGUAAAUCAAACAUUUAACCGUACAUAUGGCGAAGACAUUCCCAAAAACAAUUAUACAAUUAUAACAGCCAAAACUAAAAAGUCUAAAACACCAUCACCUGUACCGUUAGAAGAAAAAACUCCGCAUCAGACAGCUAAUGUUAACAGCGACGACCAAUGUAACCAGCUCAAUGAAGACAAUCUAAAAUUAACCGAUAUUUUAACCGACGAUGAAGAUGAGACUCCAAAAGCUGCAGUAUCACGUACAAUAGAGAAUAAUAGCCAGGCACCUUUAAAUUUAGCACCUAGUGCAACUAAUAUACGAACGAAACGUUUGCGCAAACGCUCAUUCUCUCGACGAAAAUUACAAAUGGACAAUAGUCAGUUACUAAGUACUGAAACGGAGACAGAACCUCCUCCGCCAGCUCACACCAGUAAACGUAUGGUUAAAAGAAAACAUAUACCUCUUAACAGGGCGCCAGGUACACCAUUAAAUGGUGAAAGAUUUGCUCAAGAAUUAGCUCGAAUGAGCAACUAUGAGAUACUUGAUUUGCGCAAACGCAAUUCUAUGGGUCGUAUCUUUGCCAUAUCGGGGCGCAAGUCCAUGCGUUCCCACGAAGAGGCAGCUAAAAAACAAACACAAUUAGACAAUCAAAUUGAAAUGGAACUGCUUAGGCGUAACCUUGACGAAGCAGCUGAGCAAGAGAUUGUACAAAACGAAAUAGAAAAUAUGGAAGAAGAAGUAGGCGAAUAUCCACCAGCACCUGAUGAGUUCCGAGACUCGAUGGCUAAGCAACAGGAGGUACAAGGUGAAGCCUUAGAAUCAUCUCUAAUUGAUGAAAGAUCCACAGAUCGCAUUUCGUUUAAAAACAGAAACAGUUUGAAGCAACAAAAGCAGCGUAAAUCAAGAGCCAAGGAUAAGCCACUGCCAGAUGUAUUAAAACAAUAUUUAGAGGUAUCAAAACUGUUGACUGAAAAGAAAAAUCUUAAAAACAGCAUAAAUAAAUCAAAACGUUCCCUUUAUACUCAGGGCCACUCCGACUCCGAAGAAACUAAUAGUUCACCAGAAAAGAUGGAGGCGACACGUUUAAGAUCUAGAAAUACUAAACAAAGUAUACCGUACGUACCAUCGCCUCCUAAAUCAGAUGGCGAUCAAAUUACAACUGUGAAAGUUGUAUCGCCACCACCUCCCUUAAGUAUAAGCACCAGAAAAUCUGUAACUAGACUAAAUAAACAAAAAAUCACAAAUGAAGUUGAAGAAAACUCUUCAGAUACAAAUACUACUUUAAGUGAAGCUACACCUCCACCACCACCGCCACCUGGAUUUGAAAGUGAUUCAGGUGUUAGUUCAAAUCAUUUUAAUAUUCACCCAUCCACCACCACUAUUACCAACAACACACUAUCAACUGAACAAAUUACCAACACAACCACACAACAGAUGAAUAAGAACAAUAGCCAUACCGAUAAUGAUGAUGAUCAAAUAUUCAAAAAACCUUUGCAACCAGCCCCCAAGGUAAGAGGACGUAAACCGAAAGUAAGUAAAACCUCCUCAAGUGAUUUAGUACAAAGUACAAGUGAUUCACAUGAAUCAACUGACAAGAGUACUGACACAACAGACGGAUCACUUCGUAGAUCGAAGCGUGGUCAAGUGCCUUUAAAACAUUCGGUACCACAUCUAUUUCAAAUGCUGUUCCAACAAGCCAAUAAACGCAUGGAAAUUAGGGAAAAGAAUAAAGAAAGACAAAAGCAAAAAUCACGAGAAUUAUCUAAAGCGAAUCGGGCAAAACAUAAUAACAACACCAUUCAAUCAGUAUCUAGCCAAAAACUUUCUAAAAAACGAAAUCAACUUCCAACUGUACCAGAAAAUGAUCCCUAUAUUGCUCCGCUGGUUGAAGAUGUGGAAAUUUUGACUAAAAAGAAGGCAAACAAAAUUAAAGAGACCAAAGUAAAACGUAAGCAGAAUAAAAAGAGCAACAAAGAUCCAAUCCAACCGAAUGAUCGUUUUGAGUGCAGUCGUAUAGUUAUGAAUACACCUCCCCCCGUUAAUCACCUAAACAAUGUAUUUGAUCAACUACGAAAUACAAGUUCCACACUUAAUACAUCACCACCACGGUCACCAGUAGAUCCAACGCAACUAGCAUCAUCAUCAUGUGAUUUAGUGCAAAAGGUUAAACCAUUUAAAGUUCGUGUGGCCCGUAUAAAAUCUUCAUCGCAACCCGCGAUCUAUGAUGCUGUGCAUGUUUCAUCCUCCACUACCACCAACAACAAUACCGCCUCCUCCACCUCCAACACCAAUAACAACAACUCUAACUAUGAAUUGAUUUCAUGGUUGAAAAACAUCUCAGAAUCGGACAAUUCGGUGGCACGCAAUGAAGAGAUAUUCAAGGAAAUGCGAAUUUCAGCCGCUUCCAAUCUCUCCUUUACCGAAUUGCAAGGUGUCGAAUAUGCAUUUUACGAUACCGACGAGAAGGCCAGUUUGGGCUACUUACGCUUCAAGCCACGUCAAAUCAAGCCAAAAAAGAAGGCCAAACGUUUCCAUUUACACUUCGUUACGUUGGUGGGCAAUUUUCGUAUAACAGCCAACGAUAAAGAGAGUCGAGUUGGUGUCGGUGACAUGGUGGCCAUUGAAAAAUCCGUCUACUAUGACAUCGAGAACAUAACUGAUGAUAUUGGCAUUCUUAUGGUUAUAAAAAAAUAACAACACUGCUUGCUAACUAACAAACUAAUGCUAAUGCUGUUAAUAUAUAUCUUAUAUCUAAAUAAAUAUGUUAUAUGAUAUGCAACUUUGUUUUUACCCUCUAUACAUAAGUAGUUUUUAUUUUAUAUUUUCAUUUAUAAAUAUUCAAUUUAGUAAUAUGAGUGUUAUAAUUAUUAUUUUUUGAAAUAAUUUUAUAAUCGUAUACAUACAAACAUAUUAAAAGAACUUUGUUUAAAACUUUUCACUUUUUUUUGUUUAUUAAAUAAUAGUAAAUAAUUUAAUAAGUAAAACAAUAAAAAAAAAUAAACUUAAAAAGGAUACGGGAUAUCCCUGACAUGAAUAACAAUUAAUUUCAUGAUAAAAGUCCUUUUUUCCUUUAGUAAACUCUAAAAGAAGAUAUUAAGGCUUUUGAAGAUUUCUCUAAACAAAAUCAAUCCCAAUAUUAUUAAUUGAAUUAUUUUUCUAUAUGUUAACACAAUUGCUUGUACGUUUUCUUUUUAAGAGCAGAUUUAUUGUAAUGGGAAAUAAAAAUAAAACAUACAAAUGUACAA